Perca flavescens (yellow perch) is the source of this 2647-nucleotide messenger RNA. RefSeq names its product muscleblind-like splicing regulator 2 (gene mbnl2). Lineage: Eukaryota; Metazoa; Chordata; Actinopteri; Perciformes; Percidae. The transcript is spliced from 9 exons. Gene Ontology annotation, molecular function: RNA binding; metal ion binding. Gene Ontology annotation, biological process: regulation of RNA splicing. The record is from RefSeq and is a predicted model, not a curated record. Gene Ontology annotation, cellular component: nucleoplasm; cytoplasm. Bases 1354 to 2541 code for a protein of 395 amino acids.
UUGUUUUGUGGCAUCAUCCCUGUCACUGCUUGCUUUGUGCAGUACUCACAAAGUUUUUCCUUGUAACUCGUGGUGCGCGUAUUUUCCAAAUAACAAAGGGCAAAGAUUGUUUGUUCAGAACAGGGUCUGAUGUUUUGACACUCUUUAUGUAUGUGGACACAAAUAGCUGAUGGCCUGAAUAAGCUGGAACUUCACAUUUCUAAUACGGCCCGCAUCAUAAUUAACCUUUUUGAGUUUGAUGCAGCGUGGUUGAUGUGUCCCUAGCGUUCCACUGUCCAUCUAGAUUUAGCUUUGCACUAGCCACUGGGCCUGCAGCAGUCAAGCAGUGGACAUCAUCGCCUGCAUGGAAAAGGCCAGGGUGGUGUCAUACAUCUGGCUGUGUAUCAAGGGGAAGUGGGUGUUUUCUAAAAUGGAACAUCAGUUCAGCCCUUCCUGUUGAGAAAAGAAUGGGAUAAGUCUCAGACAAGUACCAAGUCCUCACUGCAAGACCCUGUCAGCCAGAAAUCCCUUUUCUCUGAAUUGACUCUCAUGCAAAUUGCACCUCAAGAUGGUUUUAAAAGGAUUUAGUGGUAGGUCUUUAUAGACGUCUUCUGCAUGAAAGAGGAAGUCUGAUUGCCUUGUGACACGAGGAUCACAGACAGAAAGUGCCUUGUAAGACAACAUCCUUACUUGAAGAUCCCUGGGCGUUUUCUGAAGAGCUCCAGAUUUUUCCCUCUGCAGUCGUGAUAGGACUCAGCCGACCUCCUGACCUGUUUGUUUGUCCUUACCUGUGCUCAGUGCGAAGAAAUCCCAAGUGAAGCAGUGGACUACUACUGCACUGCUGGCCAAGGUGCCAAAGUUCAGAGAGCAUGUACUGAAGACUUUUAAACAAUAGAAAGCCACAAACAUGUUUUAAACUGUGCCGUUGCACCUCAAAAUAGCACCACUUUUGCUCCCCAACAUCCACCCUUGCACAGAUAUCAUCACUCAUACAAAGGUCAUUUUUCGGUACUUUGGUACAACCGGUAGAGUUUGUCUCUGAGCAUGCCCCCUCUGCCUUGUCAGAGGUCUGCACCUGAGACUUACUGAUUGAUGAACAAUUAGCUGUGUGACGGAGAAACUUCAACAGCAGUGCAGUCCCAUGCUCCGGUCACAGAGACUUUGCCAGUCCAUUACCUACACUUUCCUCUCUGCAAGGACAAACCUCAUCCACUGACCUGAAGCAGAUCAUUUACAGCUGCAUGUUCCACCAGUUUUAGUUGUUGCGGGUUUUAUUUUUUUUAACUGGAACACUCUGAAACACCUCCUCAGAGGAUAGCCUCCUAAAACCAAGUGGCUCCACUCCACCCUAGCUCCACAGCCAGUGCUGCUGACAUGGCUCUAAACAUUGCCUCGAUACGGGACACAAAAUGGCUGACCCUGGAAGUGUGCCGGCAGUUUCAGAGAGGGACUUGUUCACGCAGUGAUGAGGAAUGCAAAUUUGCCCACCCACCCAAAAGCUGCCAGGUGGAGAAUGGAAGGGUGAUCGCCUGUUUUGACUCGUUAAAGGGCCGAUGCACGCGAGAGAACUGCAAAUACCUGCACCCGCCCGCUCACCUGAAGACCCAGCUGGAGAUCAACGGGCGAAAUAACCUGAUCCAGCAGAAGACAGCGGCCGCCAUGUUGGCUCAACAGAUGCAGUUCAUGAUCCCCGGCACCACCAUGCAGCCUGUGGUUAGUGCUGGUCUUUUUGCUGUGCAGACGUUUCCAGUCAGCCAGGGCCUGGGUUCCAGCGCAGGUUUGAGCUACGCACCCUACCUGACUCCCAUGUCGCACAGCAUGGGCCUGGUGCCCACAGACAUCCUGCCUAACACCCCCUGUAUGGUCCCCGGCAGCCCGCCUGUCUCCGUGACCGGUGGCUCUUCCUCCAACCAGAAACUACUGCGUACCGACAAGCUGGAGGUUUGCCGUGAGUUCCAGCGGGGCAACUGCGCUCGCGGGGAGACCGACUGCCGCUUUGCUCACCCCAGCGACAGCCCCAUGAUUGACACCAGCGAUAACACGGUCACCGUCUGCAUGGACUACAUCAAGAGCCGCUGCUCCCGCGAGAAGUGCAAGUACUUCCACCCCCCGGCCCACCUGCAGGCCAAGAUUAAGGCUGCCCAACACCAGGCCAACCAGACAGCUGUGGCGGCGCAAGCCGCCGCCACAGCUGCAGCCAUGACUCAGUCGACUGCCAAAGCAAUGAAGCGACCCCUCGAGGCAACUGUAGACCUGGCGUUCCCCCACGGCGUCCUCCAGCCCCUACCAAAGAGACAAGCACUUGAGAAGAGCAACGGCUCCCUGUUCAACCCCAGUGUUUUGCACUACCAGCAGGCGCUGGCCAACGCACAGCUCCAGCAGCCCACUUUCUUUCCCACAGGGUCAGUCUUGUGCAUGACUCCUGCUAGCAGUCUUGAUUAUCCUGAAGUAAGUUUCAGGAAGGGAAUGGAGUGUUACGAAGCUGCACUAGGAAACCCAAAACAGUCCCUGUGUAAAUACUACCUUACCUCUCCCAUAGAGGUCCAGCAACCUGCAUGCUAAGAGUGUAACACUUCAAUUUAACCGUAAGAACUGCAGUGCCGGUGUAACACACACACACACACACACACACACACACACAUUUAAAAAAAAAUAUAUAUAUAUAUAU